AUGGCCGAAGUUCUAGACGAGGCUGAAGCAUUCAUUCACGCAACGGAAAUAUGCAGCGCGUCCAAGGAUGGAAAGACAGGUGAAGCGACAGACUCCUCAGGAAAGAAGGAUAUGAUAGACCGAAAGGCUCCACGGUUCCACGAGGAUAUAGGGCAUGACACCAAGAACUGUAGAAGCUUAAAGAGAGCCCUAGACGGCCUCGCCUCUAAAGGACACCCCAAAAAUUACUUACAGAGAAAUGUUCACGGCUCGGGAAAGAGCCAAUACAAGAAGAACAAGUCCCCUGUCUCACCUACAGAGGGAAACCACAAUGAAGGAGGAUUUGUAGCCGUCAUUUCUUGGGGGCCAGCUGCUGGGGGGCCCACUAUGAGGGGACAGAAAGACUACGCCCGCCGCCUAGGACAAGUGAUGCUGUUAGGAAAGUCACCUGUAGACCUGUUCCCUCGGAUUGAGAUAUGUGAGUCGGAUGGCGGACGAGUAGCCACCCCACAUGAUGAUCCUCUGGUGGUCGAAAUCAAAAUCUCCAAUAUGAGAGUCAAGCGUAUCCUGAUAGAUACAUGGAGUUCGUCCGACAUAAUGAGCAUGGAGUGCCUCAGCCGUCUAGCUCACGAUCCAAAGACCAUUGAAAGCAUACACUACCCCAUCAUCGGUUUAGGAGGAAGCAUAAUACAUCCCGUGGGCGUCAUCAACUUGCCGGUUCGGAUUGGGGAUCGAACAAAUGGACGAAAGAUGGGAGUAAACUUUUUAAUUGUCAAGGACUUGAUAGCAUACAAUGUCAUCUUGGGACGUCCCACCCUGAACAAGAUUAAAGCAGUAGUUGUCACCCACCUCAUGCUCCUGAAGUUUGUAUGUGAUGAUGGGGCAAUAAGCACUAUACAUGGAGACCAACAGCAAGCAAGAGACUGCUACCUCACAACCCUCAACCCGUCAUCAUGGAAGAAAGAUUUGGCCGAAGUGAGGACCAAGAGAAAACUUGAGGAGGAACUACCUGCUGCCAAUGAGAAUAUACCAGCCAAGAUAGAAAAAAGUGGCUAA
This is a messenger RNA of Spinacia oleracea (spinach), 1035 nucleotides long. RefSeq lists its product as uncharacterized. NCBI's taxonomy places the organism in Eukaryota, Viridiplantae, Streptophyta, Magnoliopsida, Caryophyllales, Amaranthaceae. The transcript has 2 exons. The record is from RefSeq and is a predicted model, not a curated record. Bases 1 to 1035 code for a protein of 344 amino acids.